AUGAUUGUUGAUGCUUGCUUGAGUGUUCCGAGGAAAAUUGUGGGGCCCUUCAUACAUUUGCAUGAUGGCUCAGUCCUUGAUAAGCUUUCUGGGCUUAGGGACUAUAAGGUUGUUAUGAUUUUGUUUCCCAUGCACGACACAUUCUACAAGAACAAAGUAUCUCAAACUGAUCUUUUUGAUAAAAAGUGCACAAUUUCAUCCGUGGCCAUUCUUCCUUCCCUACUAAAAUCCCGCUCUGAAGAUGAUAUGCUCAAAUUCAAGUUGGAUGACAUACGACUCAAGUGGGAAGAGGGUGUGAAGAUAGGAUUCGUGGUCGAUCUAAUUCGACUAAGCAAUGUAGCCAAUGAGAGGGUUUUGAUAUUCUGCCAAUAUAUCCCUCCAUUGCGGCUUCUCAUGCAUCACCUUGUGUCUUAUUUUGGCUGGAUGGAGGGAUACAGAGUUCUGGAAAGAGUUUUAGAGAGAGAAAGAGCAAGAGGCAUUAAUGAGGUGUUGCUGGAAAGGAACUUAGAGAGAGAGAGAGAGGAAGGGGCGGAUGGUUUUGUAGAGUGUUUUAAAGAGAUAAAGAGAGAGAAAGAGGUAGAAAUGGGGUGGUGUCCUGAAACUGCAACAAGAGCGUAUCUUGAUACAGUUAAACUGUCCCGACCGAGGGACGAGCUGGGCGUGGCCGAGCUCCUCUCUGCCCUAGCAGGCGGUAUCAAAGCCCAAUUGAUCAUCCAAGUCCGGCACCCUGGCUCAGGCGUGGCCUCAAGCCUCGGCCUCUCCACCGCCGCUCGCCACACAUGCGGACGCCACAUCAUUGUCGUCCCCGACGACACCGCGCGUGCUGAAUACCUGGAGGCCGUGGCUUUAGCUGGUGCCGAAAACGAGGCCGAGAUUUUGGUGGGGGAUUUCGCUCAAAUUUCGAGCGAAAUUGCGGACGUGGAUUUCGCGGUGGUGGACUGUAGGGGGCGCGACCACUCGCGGGUGCUGAGGCUGCUGAAGCUCAGUCAGCGCGGCGCGGUGGUCGUUUGCAAGAACGCGGGUCUGAGGGCUCCGAUGGCCGCCACGUGGCAGAAACCUGUCGUGAGAUCGGCGCUCUUGCCUAUUGGGAAGGGCCUCGAGAUCACGCAGCUCGGUGAGGUAGCCGUUGGAUCAAGUGGGGCGAAGAAGAGCCGUUGGAUCGUCCAAGUGGACCGCCAUACAGGAGAGGAGCAUGUUUUUAGACGGUGACGACAUUCUUUUUUCCCUGGAUCGGACGGUGAUGUUCUCAAGCUCGUGUAGACAUCUGGACCGUCGGAUGUUAUUCAUGAAUAUUGACCGUUCAAUUACAAAGGAUCGAUCGGAACUGUUGGAAUAGCAAGGGGAAGGAAAAAUGGAUGGUCUUGGGAUUUACUGCCGAUUUCUAAUUUAGAAUUUUAAGCAGGAUUGUAUAUCAUGAGAUCAUUUACUUUUGAUACAAGGUCACAAUAACAUCCAACCAUCUAAUCUUAAAUUCGGCAGCUUGAGUGUUA
Messenger RNA from Amborella trichopoda, 1490 nucleotides. RefSeq lists its product as uncharacterized. Lineage: Eukaryota; Viridiplantae; Streptophyta; Magnoliopsida; Amborellales; Amborellaceae. The record is from RefSeq and is a predicted model, not a curated record.